Cryptotermes secundus is the source of this 517-nucleotide messenger RNA. RefSeq lists its product as uncharacterized. The transcript has 3 exons. The record is from RefSeq and is a predicted model, not a curated record. NCBI's taxonomy places the organism in Eukaryota, Metazoa, Arthropoda, Insecta, Blattodea, Kalotermitidae. The coding region runs from base 3 to 419 and encodes 138 amino acids.
AUAUGCUCCAAUACAUACGGAAAGCGUCACACGCCGUAAUCAUGAACAAGUGUCUCAUCGUUCUGGCAUUUCUCUGCCUCGCAAUUAAAGCAGGAUCUGCAUUAAAAUGCUAUCAGUGUGUAUCCUGCGGAGACCCAUUUUCGAGUGACCAAGGGACUGAAGUGGAUUGCUCGUCUGUAGUAGGUGGUUACUGCGCCAAGAUUGUCGUCGAUAAAGGAGACGUCUCAAGACUGUGCGCCCCACUUACUUUAGUCCCGACCAAAGCAGGCUUGAACGGAAGGGAACUCAAUGAUAUUGAAAUGCAUCUGUGUAACACUGGGGACUUCUGCAAUGGCUCCGGUCGUCUCUUUGACAUCUCCAAGAAGAUGAUGCUGCUUCCUGUAUUUCUCAUCUUGGUGAUUUCUAUGUUCUCAAGAUAAUAUCACCAGUUCAUGUUGCUUAAAAUUAGAAGAGAAUGGACAUUACUUUAAUAAAGGAACUCUCACCAUACUGCUGCAAUAAACAUUAAAAUAUCUCA